AAAAGGUCGAUUUCUCUCCAACCGCGGGAACCGGUCCCCGUAAGUGAUACUCUUAUCUGUUGGAAUCAAUGCUAUCGAAAGAAUUUUGCGAUAUUAUAUGCGGCCUGAUCCGAUUACUUAACGUUCAAAGGUGUAUGGCUAUGCCACUCCAAGGAGCACCGGAUCUCAAGGGUUGAAUUUAUAUUUUCGAGAUGAGUAGAUUAAGUGGAAAGAAGCUGCUUCAGAGGAACCAUAAUUCGGAGCCAUGAAGUGUAGCCAGAGGAAAUGACAUGGAACAGAUUGUUGUGUGCAGAAUAUGAAAUCCUUUCAUAAACCGAUCACGUUCGUAGUGUCGUAGGAGUCAUCCUUUUAUAUACCAACCGUUUUACCGGUGGAACGAAGUGAAUCAAUGAGGAGGUCGAAUCACGCCGUCAAGAUGGAAUAUUUAAGUGAUCAAUUUCAUAGCAUGUGAUUUCUUUACUGUGCGGAUAGAUGGACGGUGAAGCAGGAAGUGAGAUUUCAUCAAAAUUCUUUGUAAACAAGUCUAGAGUGAAAAGUUGCUUGAUAUGUGAAUAUGCAAAUUGAAGAAGCAACCAUUUCUGUUGGUGUUCGUCUAACGCUUUUUCACUUUACUCGCAUCAUGUGGAGCUCAUUGAAAUGAUGCAAUAUAACUUCACUCAGCUGUGAAAUCACGUUUUCCCAAUUAGCGAAGACAGAAGAAAAGUGGUUACUGAAACAUGAAUAAUUGAAGAUCAACAGUAGAUUAUGGCAAAACGCUGCAAAUGCAAACGAGAACUGACACAGUGAAUGCCUGAGGCCAAUCCAAAUGCCGAUACAUCAAUAGGACUGAAACAUCAUCAUUAUCACAUGAAAAUUAUGUAAUGGGGAAACAUGAUUCUAGUAUCGCUACCCAGAGGAAAAGCAUAAUGUUAGAAGAAAAGAUGAACGUGACAGAAGUAGGUCAGCUGGUGAUGAACGGAACUGAUUCUUUCAAUGCCGUCACCACCGAAGCCAAUAAUAGUGCGAUACGUGAACUUCUCUUUUGUGGCCAAGGACUGGACGACUUUCACACAGGCUACUCAAAAAUCCACGGGAUCGUUUGUCUUCUGGUGUGCAUCUUUGGUAGUAUAGCAAACGUAUUGAACGUUAUGGUUCUAACGAGACGAGAGAUGCGUUCGCCAACUAAUACCAUCUUAACAGGAUUAGCGAUUGCCGAUUUGCUGGUGAUGCUUGAUUAUUUGCCCUAUGCCGUCUACACGAGCCCAUAUACAAAAUUUUCCCGAGAGGAACGAUUAACCUAUAGCUGGAGUUGGUACGUCAUUUUCCAUUCAAUUUUUGCGCAAAUUUGCCACACUAUAUCAAUUUGGCUGACAGUGACUUUAGCUGUAUGGCGGUACAUUGCAGUAGCAUACCCACAAAGAAAUCGCAUAUGGUGUGGCAUGGCAAACACUUUAAUCGCAAUCACCAGCUCAUAUAUAGUCUGUCCAUUGCUGGGAAUACCGCUCUAUCUGACAUUUAGCAUAAAAGCACAUGUAGAACUGUUAGGAAACGAUGGAAAUCCUUACAAAGCGAUUAGUAAUGGUCCAGCAAGAAAUGUUACCCUCUACAGAACACUUCCCUCCGAACUAGCAGAGAGAAGCCCAGUGAUGCUGAAUGUGAACUUCUGGAUAUACAGCGUGGUGAUAAAACUGAUUCCAUGUAUCGCACUUACGAUACUUAGCCUGCGCUUAAUUGCUGCAUUGCUGGAAGCGAAACACCGUAGGAAACAGCUCACGGGUAAUUCGAAUUGUAUGAAGCAAAUUGUUGACGGACGAGUCGUCGAUGUGGAUCAAAGGAAAAACUGCAAACACAUGGACAAGGAAAAGCAAACGGACCGCACUACUCGAAUGCUACUGGCGGUUUUGUUACUUUUCCUAAUCACAGAAUUUCCACAAGGAAUUCUAGGACUGUUGAGCGCACUGCUGGGCAAGCACUUCUUCUAUAAUUGCUAUUUGAAGCUUGGCGACCUAAUGGACGUUCUUGCUCUGAUAAACUCUGCCAUAAAUUUCAUCCUUUACUGCUCUAUGAGUAGGCAGUUUAGAAACACUUUUAAUUACUUGUUCCGUCCGAAAUGUCUUGAUAAAUGGAAGCCAGUACCGCAAAACGACGAAGCAACUCCAACGGGACGACGCAAUCAAGAAGGUGCCACCACCCAAAUCACUCAAAUCUAGCAAUCCGUGGGGCGCCCAGACAACCGCCAUCGAGAGAGGGUUUUUAACUGGAUCUUUUUCAACGAAAAACAUGCAAUUUCUCCGACGAAGUGUGCAGUGCUUUAGCGGCGUCUCCUGGCAACCAAAUGAUGAAAGACGAUGGACUUGAACUGGAAAUUACGAUGACUCAAUUAACAUCAAUCGUACCAUUUUGAUUACGGACGCAAACACGUGUAGAAACCAAUGGAAAGCAGAAAACCGCAAACUGUUCAAUUAAACCGGUCUGAUACUACCUCGGAUUCAAACAACGUUAUUUUCUGCGAUAACAAUUCGUAUGGAAAAAUCCCCAGGCUUCAAUCGUACAAUAUAUUCCUUUCUGAAAUUGGUAGGCUUUUCCUUAUACUAGUUUCGGAAGUAAGCAUCCGUUUCACGAAUCUUAUAUUUUACCAUUGAAUAGACAAGAGGCUUACUAUAAAGUUCGUGCUUUUGAUUACAAAUGAAACCGUUAAAUGUUCAUAUAUUAAUACCAAAGGUUUUCUAAUAAACCAUACAAAAUAACUUGUUGUUAUUGUAACGGUAAGCU
Malaya genurostris is the source of this 2751-nucleotide messenger RNA. Its product is annotated as G-protein coupled receptor dmsr-1-like. Gene Ontology annotation, biological process: G protein-coupled receptor signaling pathway. The transcript is spliced from 5 exons. Bases 861 to 2189 code for a protein of 442 amino acids. The record is from RefSeq and is a predicted model, not a curated record. NCBI's taxonomy places the organism in Eukaryota, Metazoa, Arthropoda, Insecta, Diptera, Culicidae. Gene Ontology annotation, cellular component: membrane. Gene Ontology annotation, molecular function: G protein-coupled peptide receptor activity.